AUGACAUUAUUUGGUUAUUAUUCGUACUUAGUCAAACAAACCGAAACCCAUGUCGUCGUCUUCCUCCUCUUCAGCAGCAGAGGCCUCUUCCUCCUCGGCAGCAGCCUCUUCGGAAGCACCAGCAGCGGCACCUGGGGCGGCACCAGCAGCAGGAGCAGCACCAACGCUGAAGUUGGUCAAAAGAGCGUUCAAGUCUUGACCAGCCAAAGCCUUAGCGUAGAUAGAAGCCCAGAUGUUGUCGAUCUCCAAAUUGGCACCGGAGGUCAAUUUCAAGAGGUUUUCAGCACUGAUCUCGACGUCGGAGUCGGACAGGAUGAUGGCAGCGUAUGA
Molecule: messenger RNA, 330 nt
Organism: Ogataea philodendri
Lineage: Eukaryota; Fungi; Ascomycota; Pichiomycetes; Pichiales; Pichiaceae
Exons: 1
Coding region: 1-330 (109 amino acids)
Source: RefSeq, a predicted model, not a curated record